AUGUUGACCGCCCUCGAGAACAACAGCAGGGCGGUAGUACUGUAUAUUCGUACGUCCACAACGCCGCCUUGGUUCAAGCUCGCCAAGAAUAGGCGAUUCAAGGAAGAAUACUCCUCCAGGAUAAAGGAGGUGACGCUCUUAACCUUGGCCGACUUGGUUAUCCUGGUCGACGAUGAUCACUGGUGGGGGCAAUACAUGUUUGUUGUCAUUGACUCCAUGGCAGAACUGUACAGUGAUGCAUUGGACAACAUCAAAGACCUUGGCAAUGACGUUGUUACAAGGUACUACAAAUCAACGAGGCUCUUAUUCCACAAAUUACAGAAAAUCGCAUCUAACAAGUUCGUCUUCACGAUUGGGGGGAUGAAACUCUUCAACCAGCGUGUACACGUGCAGAGUGAGUCCGUAGAUAGUGAUAACAAUGACAAGGAGACCCCCACAGUGAAGUCGGCGAUCCAACAAAUCCUUGUACCCAUCAUAUCUUUAAAAUCGGAUUUGAACUUGUACUACACAAACAGACUCAUCAUAUACAGAGAUUGGGUGCAGGACAAUGAGUUUGGGCUGCAGUCAAAACUAACAGACUUCACAGAAUCAGUAGUAGCACUUAACAAAGGCCACAUGAAAUGUGUCCCUCAUUACCUCUAUAUUGACCCUGCUCCUAUAACACCCAGCCAUUCCUCCAAAUCAGGGUUCUUCUUGGUGGACGGCAAUGGCAAUCUCUUGGAUAUUGAUACAGAUGAUGCAGAAUUACAAUUGGGAGACGAUGGCAUGGAAGUCAUAAACUCGCAAGAGGACGACGAUAGUGAUGUUUGGGAUUGA
Pichia kudriavzevii is the source of this 816-nucleotide messenger RNA. RefSeq lists its product as uncharacterized. The transcript has a single exon. Bases 1 to 816 code for a protein of 271 amino acids. The record is from RefSeq and is a predicted model, not a curated record. Lineage: Eukaryota; Fungi; Ascomycota; Pichiomycetes; Pichiales; Pichiaceae.